Molecule: messenger RNA, 1687 nt
Organism: Manis pentadactyla (Chinese pangolin)
Lineage: Eukaryota; Metazoa; Chordata; Mammalia; Pholidota; Manidae
Exons: 3
Coding region: 1025-1627 (200 amino acids)
Cellular component (GO): mitochondrion
Molecular function (GO): fatty acyl-CoA hydrolase activity
Source: RefSeq, a predicted model, not a curated record
AACCUGUAACAAGGAUCUUCUGAGAAUCUGAUGUAGGUGGUCCUUGGCCUACCAUUUGAGAAACUGGCUUAGACAGUGUUUUACCAGAAGUUACUAGGGUUGUUUGAAUCUGGAACUGUCUCUGGAAUUCCCUUGUUAUCUGCAUAGGAACUUGGGGUUGAGAACACAUUUCCCAUCAAAAAGGAUUCCAAGUCCAGGAGCUGUGCAGGGGUGACACACUUUUGAGUGGUUUUAUGGAGUUGAGUGUGUUAGACAAACGUUGGAGAGGUAAGGCUUUCUAAACCUUCUUGUACGGCAGGAUAUUUCCUGAAUUUACUCAAAAUUCAUGCAACCCCUUCAGAAAACAAGGCUUGUCAGGCUGCAAUGCUACACAAAGCCUGCUAAUGGACUUUUAAAAACAGUAGAGAAAGUGAAAAAAUAGGCCAUCUUGCUGUUCCGUCCAAGGAAGAGGAAAUGGCCACUCGAAAUUUGGAAGCACGUUGUUUGGUAUCCCUGUUUCUCUCUGAACCUUGACUUUUUGUGACCUAGCAAUGCUCCUCUUUCUUCUGAGGCCUGACUUCCUACUUUGAAUAACUCUAGAAUCUGAUUAAAGCGCCAAUAAUCAAAAUUUUAACCCAAACGAGUAGCCAACGCCCUUAACCUAGAGGCUGGGCCGGAGCUGAGGUUCAGGCUGAGCGGGGUGAAGGGCUCACACAGCUCUCACGAAUUGCAAUGCGCACUCGAGGGGCGGGCACCAUCUUGUUGGCGGAGGGGCCCAACUGCGCCCCUAGUCCUGCUCUUUCAGGCUCCUGGCCCGGGACUCGAUCGCGAGGGUCAAAGGUUGCGGGCGGAGAGGCCCACAGGCCCCGCGCCGCCGCAAGCUCGGUCCCCGGGUGGCCGCGUUCUCGGCGAGCGCGCUGGGUGCUUCGCGGCCCGGGUCUCUAAGUCGUUCGCGAUCUGCCCCGGUCCGGCUCGCCCCGAUUCCUGGACGCGAGCGACACCGGCCGCCCCGGGUACUCUCCAAGUAAUCAUAGCAGUCACCACUAUGACCUCUUGGGUUUUGAGGCUGCUUCCUGGGGGUGUCCGUUCCUUGGCUACGUCAUCAAAGAAUCAGAAAGUUGAGGACUGUCAUCGGUACCGUGAGGCCUAUGGGUACUUCUUGCCCAUCCAGACGAGGUGGCAGGACAAUGACCAGUACGGCCAUGUGAAUAAUACCGUGUACUACAGCUACUUCGACACUAUUAUCAACCAGUACCUGAUCAGGUACUGUGGCCUGAAAACCGGCUUGCUGACGUCCCCCAUGGUGGGGUUCAUGGUGACCAAUCAGUGCACCUUCCACAGACCCAUCGGCUUUCCUCAGGUCCCAGUGGCUGCGCAGGCCGUGGAGAAGGUGGGUCACUCCAGCAUGCAUUACCGCCUUGCUCUGUUUCCACCGGAGCCCACCAAGAAGUCGCCUUCAGUAGAUCACCAGGACCUCACUGAUGGAUUUUUUCUUGGCCACCCCAAGCUGGCGCAUUUUGCUGCGUUGACCUGCACCACCAGGUCUUCAGUCCAUGUUUUUGUAAAUCCAGCCACCAGCAAGCCUACAGGCCUUCCCAACGACUUCAGGAACGGGCUCCUGAGGCUGAUGUGCCGGGCUUCUGCGUGAAUCAUCUGUAGGCGGAACUGUGCCUGUCAGAAAAUAAAGUUUAGAUUAUUCUCUCAAGAA